UUUCUGCCUAAUUAUGUCCUUUCUUCGAAUCUGUUCUGUUUCUCACGUACUUUAUCGCAGUUUAAAUAAUUUAAAACAGGAUAAAGUUCUACAAAGGAGGUUUUCCAAUAAGUUCAACUUGAAAAAGAAAGAUAAGCAUUGGGCAAAGUUAUCCAACAAGAAGUGGUCAACAGACUUGGCAAUCCAGCACUUUGAUGACUUUUAUUCAAGUAUAUUUGGAAAACAAUGGCCCUCUAUAAGACUGGCUCUGCUUUGCCCCCACAAAUAUUUUGCUGUCAUCAAUUGUUUUUCUAACCAAGAAAAAACAGAAAAUAUGCUUUUUGACCUUGGAGCAUUACAUUUGAGAGAUGUAUAUUCAUCUGCUCUAGAUAUUAGCACCCAAAACAGUGUAAUUGAUAAAAGUGAAAGUCAUUCUGAUACAGUUACAGUGUACCAGAAAGAACCACCUAAUCAGACAGUUUCAGGUGAAGGGGAAAACCAAUCAGACAUAUCUUCUGAUGAUUCUGAAGUAACAGGCUAUUCCAGUCAACAUAAUGAGAGUAUAGAUAGUGUUCGAUAUAUCAGUCCAAAUGAUUUGAUGAGGCUGGCAGAACAAGACUAUAUGCCUGUGACAAAGAUGAGACAUCAAGAAGAAAUAGUCAAUGAAAAAGAAUAUUUUGACCUCUACCAACCUCAGAUGACCGAAUCUUUUUCAGUUAAACAAGAAAAAGAAUUGAACUUUCCAGAACACUUGAGUGCAUGGUUUUUUUUCCGAGGAGAUCUUUCUGACUUUCCAAGUCCAAAACGAGAUUCUCUUGGCUUACUUGGUUACUACUUAAUGGAUGGAGCUUCAGUGUUACCUGUUCUUGCAUUGGGAAUCAAACCAGGUGAUAUAGUGGCUGAUUUGUGUGCAGCACCUGGUGGAAAAGCUCUUACAGCUCUUCUUACUCUACUGCCAGAUAAACUGAUAUGUAAUGAUAUUAGUGAAUCACGAAUAAACCGUCUGAUGGAAGUUUUCAAGUUCUACGUUCCUUCUAUGGAUUCAUGGAGGAAGAGGAUUGUAAUAAUGAAAAGUAAUGCUUGUGAUGAAAGACACACUGGAUGUUAUGACAAGGUUUUGGUUGAUGUUCCAUGUACUAAUGACAGACUUUCUGUAAACAAAAAUGACAACAACAUUUUCAAACCUACUCGACUAAAGGAGAGAAUAGAACUUCCUCACAAACAGACGAAUAUCUUAUGUGCUGGACUAAAAAGUUUGAAGCCAGGUGGAUCAUUGGUGUAUUCUACAUGUUCCUUGUCCCCCAUCCAGAAUGAUGGAGUUGUCAACAUGGCUCUACAGAAUAUGUAUGAGACAACAAACUCGCAGUUUUGUGUCAAGGAUCUUACCGAUACCUUUAGACCAUUUCAUAAUGUUUUUAGGUUUAGCUUUACAUGUAAAUAUGGACAGUUGGUUGUUCCCUUUUUACCUCAGAAUUUUGGUCCCAUGUAUAUCUGUAAAAUAGAGAGAGAUGAAUAGUAAAUUUGAUGGUAUUUA
Molecule: messenger RNA, 1513 nt
Organism: Limulus polyphemus (Atlantic horseshoe crab)
Lineage: Eukaryota; Metazoa; Arthropoda; Merostomata; Xiphosura; Limulidae
Product: 5-methylcytosine rRNA methyltransferase NSUN4-like
Biological process (GO): RNA methylation
Molecular function (GO): methyltransferase activity
Source: RefSeq, a predicted model, not a curated record